Molecule: messenger RNA, 1766 nt
Organism: Pseudo-nitzschia multistriata
Lineage: Eukaryota; Bacillariophyta; Bacillariophyceae; Bacillariales; Bacillariaceae
Source: the annotation of a GenBank genome assembly
CGUGAUUGAUUUUUGUACGUGCCGUACGAGUUUUCGAGGUUCGAACCUCCCAAAGAUUGGAGGUAUGGAUCGUAUCGUACUAUCGUAUGGUAGCAUCAAGACUGAGAUGACUUUGAGGUUGAUCGAUUGAUGAUUGAUUCAUUCAUUCACGAAUGGAGCAACCCCGUAGGCUUGUUAUUUCACAGAGCCACCCAUUCUUCCGACAGACCGAAAAAACAAAAAACGAUCUCUCAAAACUCUUCAUAAUCUUCAUAACGAAUCAAGCUUUUCGAGUUUUCUCCGUCGACACCGCAGAUGCGCAGAUACCAACCGUAGCAAAAACAUACCCCAAGAACAAAGAUUUGGUACCGUCGUUGACAAAACACAAACUGGAACUCAUCUUUCACAUAGAAGCAGCAACAGUGGCAUCAGUAGAAUCAGGAACAACGGAAUUCAUCAUGGGAUCUAAAAAAGAAAAAAAAGAGAAAAAGGAAAAGAAGGAGAAGAAAGAAAAGAAAGACAAGAAGGAAAAGAAGGCCAAGAAGCAAAAGAUCGACCACGGCGAGGGCGACGACGACGGCAUUGUCGGUGGUUUGCCUCCUUCCUUUUACGAGGAAACGAAGAGCCAACCGACGGAGGACGGCGGCGCAAACCCACCCGAGCCGGCUUCCGGAGAGGCCGACCCUCCUUCGGGAGACACCGAAGCGACCCGGACCGAUCCGGAAGGCGCCCCCGCCAAGAGGAAACGAAAGCGGAAGCGAAAGCGCAAGGCCGAGGCGGCGGGAGAGGAGCCGGACGACGCCGCCGCCGCCGCGGGAAACACACCCGGCGACGACGCCAUGGUCCAGGACACGGUCUUUGUCGAGGGGAUCCCCUUUGACGCCACGCCCGAGACCGUCCGCGGGUUUUUCGUCGGCGCCGAAGGGAUCUCCGAAAGCGACGUCCUCGAGCUCCGGCUCCCGACCUGGCAGGACACGGGCCGGCUGAGGGGCUUUGGGCACGUGCGGUUCGCCACGACCGAGUCGUACGAGGCCGCCCUGGGGCUCUCCGGAAAAUACCUCGGGAAGCGCUACCUGUCGAUCCAGGCCGCGAGGGACCGGUCCGGCGGCGCAAGCACGAGCGGGAACCGCAGCGGCCGGUCGGUGGAGGGGGACCUUUCCUGCCCCGAGGGCUGCCGGACGGUCUACCUGAACAACCUUCCCUACGGGGCGACCGAGUCGGGCAUCGCCGAGGCCGUCAACGGCCACGCCGGGGCCGGCGGGGGGGUCACGGAGGAGAGCGUCCGGAUCGCCCGCAACUCGGUGACCCGCCAGUCCAAGGGCUUUUGCUACGUCGACUUUGGGACCUCCGGGGACGCCCAAACGUUCGUGGCGUCGGCCGCCAAGAAAAACCUGGUCGUCGGGGGCCGGAUCGUCCGGCUGGACUACGACACGGGCCGGGCCAGGGGGUCCUUCCGGACCGAGUCGGGCCGGCUGCUGCAGAAGCACUUUUCCGACUAGCGAAAGUGCACGGGCGGGAAAGGCACCCUUUCGGAUGCCAUGCCGUGCCAUGCCGUGCCGUGCCUGCCCGUCGAGGGAAAGGGCGACUCCUUCGCACGAUCCAAACGGCGACACGCCGCUGCCGGUUGCAAUGCCGGAGCGGAGCCCCCGGCCCGGUGCCCUCCGAUCGUGCGGCAAAGCCCUUUCGAGCAGACAAGCAUAGGUAGGAACGGUACCUUUUUAACGACUACAAUAUUUCGAUGCCCCCCGUCUUUCGAACAUCCGUCGCAGUAAAACCCGAUCUAUGCU